AAAAAAAAAAAAAAAAAAAAAAAGAUGUAUUUUAUCAUCUCAGUCUUACAUUUGUUAAUAUUUGUUUUCUGACCUAAGAUGUGGUCUGUCAUGGAGAAUGUUUCACAUGUGCUUGAGAAGAAUGUCUUUUCUGCUGUUUUGGGGUGGAGUGGCACCGUUGACCUUGGAGGACAUGGCCAUCGAGUUCUCUUGGGAGGAGUGGGCCUGCCUGGACCCUGCCCAGAGGGCCUUGUACAGGGACGUGAUGCUGGAGACCUGCAGGAACCUGCUCUCCCUGGGGAUUUCUCAUCCACAUGUGAUCCAGAAAUUACAACUAAAAGCUAACACUGAUACAGGAGUAUUCCAGACAGUGAUGUUGGAAAGACAUGAAAAGAAUGAAAUGAAACAUUUUUACCUCGGGGUUAUUGAGAAAAAUAUAUAUGACUUUGUGUAUCAGCAGAGAGAUGAGGUAAGAAAUUACAAAGGAAUGCCCAUAAGCCAUAAUGAAAACCUCACUGAUAAGAGAGAUGGACAUGGUUGGAGUCUUGCAGGAAUCAAGCCUGUUGGAAAUAGGCUUCCUGCCAAGCAUAUUGAUAGUAGUGCCUCAUUUUUACCACCUCAAGCAGUUUCUCCUGUUGUCCAAACCAAGACCUUUAAUACAAAUGGGAAUGAUUUUAUACAUCCUUCAGUACUGACACAAGACCGUGAAGCACACACUGAAAGACCUUACAAAUGUGAUGCGUGUGGCAAAGCCUUUCUUCAAGAAGUCUGCCUCAGAAGACAUCAGAUGAUCCAUAGAGGGGAGAAACCACAUAAAUGUGAUGUUUGUGGGAAAGCCGUUAGUCAAAAUGCAUACCUCGUAAUUCAUCAGAGAAUUCAUACCAGAGAGAAACCUUACAAAUGCAAUGAAUGUGGCAAGGCCUUUAAUAAAGACAUCAGCCUUACUCAUCGUCAGAGGAUUCAUUCUGGGGAGAAACCAUACAAAUGUAAUGAGUGUGGCAAGGUUUUUAGGGAAAAGGCAAACCUUGCAAGUCAUCAGAGAAUUCAUACUGGGGGGAAGCCUUACACAUGUAAUGAGUGUGGGGAAUUCUUUUAUUAUGACUCCCAGCUCAGAGCACAUCAGAGAAUCCAUACAGGUGCAAAACCACAUCAGUGUGACGUGUGUGGCAAAGUCUUCCAUCGAAGAUCACACCUUACAGGUCAUCAGAGGACUCAUAGUGGAGAGAAACCAUUUCAAUGUAGUGAGUGUGGCAGGGUUUUCAGGGAAAAAGCAAACCUUGCGAGUCAUCAGAGAAUUCAUGCUGGAGAGAAACCUUAUAAAUGUAGUGAGUGUGAUAAGCUUUUUAAUCAAAAGUCAACCCUUGCAAUUCAUCAGAGAAUUCAUACUGGAGAGAGACCUUACACAUGUAAUGGGUGUGGAAAAUCCUUUUAUUAUGGCUCCCACUUCAGAGAACAUCAGAGAAUCCAUACAGGUGCAAAACCACAUCAGUGUGACGUGUGUGGGAAGGUCUUUCGUGUGGGGAAGGUCUUUCAUCAAAGGUCACACCUUACAGGUCAUCAGAGGAUUCAUACUGGAGAGAAACCUUACACAUGUAAUGAAUGUGGCGAAAGCUUUAGAUUGAGCUCACUUCUCAGCCAUCAUCUGGCAAUCCACAUAGAAGAGAUACUACAUAAAUGUGACGUAUGCGUCAGGGUCUUCCCUACAAGCUCACAACUUUCAAUUCAUAAGAGAACUCAUACUGGAGAGAAACCUUAUCAAUGUAACGAAUGUGGUAAACUUUUUAAUCAAAAGUCAACCCUUGCAAAACAUCAGAGGAUUCAUACUGGAGAGAAACCAUACAGAUGUAAUGAGUGUGGCAAGGUUUUCAGGGAAAAAGCAAACCUCGCGAGUCAUCAGAGAAUUCAUACUGGAGAGAAACCUUAUAAAUGUAGUGAGUGUGGUAGGCUUUUUAAUCAAAAGUCAAACCUUGCAGUUCAUCAGAGAACUCAUACUGGAGAGAAACCAUACAAAUGUAAUGAGUGUGGUAAGGUUUUUAGGGAGAAAGCAAACCUUGCAAGUCAUCAGAGAAUUCAUACCGGAGAGAAACCUUACAAAUGCAGUGAGUGUGGAAAAUCCUUUUAUUAUGGCUCUCAGCUCAGAAAACAUCAGAGAAUCCAUACAGGUGCAAAACCACAUCAGUGUGACGUGUGUGGCAAAGUCUUUUGUCGAAGAUCACACCUUACAGGUCAUCAGAGAGUUCAUACUGGAGAGAAACCUUACAGGUGUAACGAAUGUUGCAAAAGUUUUAGUUUGAGCUCACUUCUCAGCCGUCAUCAGGCAAUCCUCUUACACAAAUGCGAUGUAUGUCUUAGCGUCUUCACUUCAAGUUCACAACUUUCACUGCAUAAGAGAAUUCAUACUGGAGAGAAACCAUAUGAAUGUAAUGAGUGUGGCAAGGUCUUUGGUCAAAAAACCAGCCUCAAACGCCAUCAAAAAAUUCAUUCUGGAGAGAAACCUUACAAAUGCAAUGAGUGCGGCAAGGUUUUUAGAGAAAAAUCAACCCUUGCAGGUCAUCAGAGAAUUCAUACUGGGGAGAAACCUUACAAAUGUAAAGAGUGUGAGAAAACCUUUUAUUGUGGCUCACUCCUUACUCGACAUCAGAGCAUCCAUACUGGAGUUAAACCAUAUAGAUGUGACACGUGUGGCAAACACUUUCUUACAAAUAGAAAACUUCAACUGCAUCGGAGAAUUCAUACCGAUGAGAAACCUUAUAAAUGUGAUGAAUGUGGCAGAGUCUUUCAUCGAAAAGAAAACCUUACCGGUCAUUAUAGAAUUCACACUGGAGAGAAACCUUACAAAUGUAAGGAGUGUGGCAAGGCCUUUCAUCAUAAAACAACUCUUUCAAGUCACCAGAAAAUCCAUAAUCGACAGAAAGCCUUCCAAAGUAAUGAGUGUCGGAAGACAGAAAGACCUCUGGAUGAUCACCUCACAGAAGAUGAUAACCACAGAGGGGAAGCUAUAUUAUUGUGAUGUGUGGGGAAGGUCUUCAUUCAAAAUUCACAGUUUAAAUUCAUGGGCAGUUCAUAGUGGGAGGAAACAUGCACAGUCAUGAGUGUGGGAUAAAGCCUCCCUUAACCACCAGAUGCUCCACACUGGACAGAGAUCAAAGAAAUGCAAUGACUGUCUCAAAGUCUUUAGUCAAAAUUCACACCUUAAAGUCUACCAAAGAAUUCAUACUGUAGAGAAACAAUACAAGUAAAAUGACUGGUAAAUCCUUCAGUGCACUUUCAAAUCUAACAUGCCAUCAGGUAGUCCAUAUUGGUGAGGGAAUUUAAGCAAGUGUGUUAGUGGGGUCCAUGUCUUCGGAUUCAUUGCAAAAGUCAUCCUGGAGAGAAAUCAAGUGAAUUUUCUUUUUUUUUUCUUUUUUUUUCUUUUUGGCCUUACCUGAGGUAUGUGGAACUUCCUGGGCCAGGGAUCAAACCCUCACUACAGCAACAACCAAAGCCACUGCAGUGACAAUGCCAGAUCCUUAACCCCCCCAUUGCACCACAUGAGAAAUCCAUGUGACCAGGGCUUUAGGCAAGGAAUUCGUUCUGGAAAUAAGCCCACACAUGCCAAGAAUAGGAAUAACCUUUACUUGGGACUCACUUCUCAUCAGUCAUCAGAUAAUCCAUAGUGGAUAGAACAUGACAGAUGUUCUGAAUAUGGCAAAGCGUUUUUUUGUGUGUGUGUUUUGGUCUUUGGUUUUUGCUUUUUUCCUCUUUUUUUUUUUUUUAGUAGGGCCACACAUGUGGCAUAUGGAAGUUCCCAGGCUAGGGGUCGAAUUGCUGCUAUGGUGAUGCCCUGCACCACAGCCACAGUAAUGCUGGAUUCUUGACCCACUGAGCAAGGCCAGGGAUCGAAUGUGCAACCUCAUGGUUACUAAUUGGUUCGUUAACCACUGAGCCAUGAUGGGAACUCCAUGAAAAAUUAAUUUUAUCGUUGAAAAUUGAAGAGAGAGCAGUUAUCUUGAGAGGAACAUUCAAUCAAAAUAAUCAUAAUAUACAUGUGCAUAUUAUGCACAUUUAACUGCUGCUAUUUUUGCUACUAUUUUAUCCAAAAUGUAUUAUAUGUCUCCUAUUUUAUUUUAUUUUAUUAUUUUUUUGUCUUUUGGGGGCUGUACCCACUGCAAAUGGAGGUUCCCAGGUUAGGGGUCAAAGCAGAGCUGUAGCUGCUGGCCUACGCCACAGCCACAGCAACUCAGGAUCCAGGCCACGUCUGUGACCUACAUACACCACAGCUCACGGCAAUGCUGGAUCCUUAACCCACUGAUCGAGGCCAGGGAUCGAACCUGAAACCUCAUGGUUACUAGUUGGGUUCAUUAAUCACUGAGCCAUGGUGGGAACUCCCUCUCCAAUUGUAAAUAAUACAAUUUAGUCACUAUUUUUGUGACCCUGGAUGAAUGCUGUUCCUUCUAGCAGCACAGUCUUGACCCCAUCCGGCUACUUGGUACAAUGCACUAUUAGGUUGUCAUGGUGGAAAAACAUCUCUAACAAUUUAUUUCCAAUAUGGAAUCAAACAACAUUCAAUUUAGGGAUUAUAUACCCAUGAUUUAUAUUUAACUUGUUCUGUCUACACUCUAUACCAGAAUAUCCAGAUGGUUAUCAAGUUUCUUCCAGAUUCUGAUGUCUAUUAGUGCAUAAAACUUAAUGGUGAUUUCUAAUUGAAGGACCGAAUUGGUUUUAUAGAAUGUACAGAAACUGAGCUCAUCCCACAUAAAAAAAUAGAGGUGCUCCAAGACUAUGUACAAUAUGGAAAACUUUUUUUAGGCAGAAACUGGGUGAUAUUAAAAAAUCUAUUUGUGGCAACUCCUGUUGUGUUGCAGCAGAAACGAACUCAGCUAGUAUCCAUGAGGACGUGGGUUGGAUUGGUGGCCUUCCUCCGUGGGUUAAGGAUCCGGCAUUGCCAUGAGCCGUGGUGUAGGUCACAGAUGAGUCUUGGAUCUUACGGUGAUGUGGCUGUGGUGUAGGCCAGCCGCUACAGCUCCAAGAACUUCCAUAUGCUGCUGUUGUGGCCCUAAAAAGAAAAAAAAAAUUAAUUUUGAAAAAGUUAUUUUUUAAAAGAAAAAAAAGUUGGUUUCAGGCAAGGUUACACUUGUGGGGGAAAGGCGGGCAGAAGUCUUAUCCUGUUUAUUAUCUCACUAGCGUUCAGUAAAUGAUAGUGAUUAGUUUAAGGUAGCAUUCAGGGGAGGGUGAAACUGCCGUUGUAUUAAGUCUUGAUUUGCUGUCCGGAGGCAAGGGACUCCACCUUGGGUUUGUUUUUGUUUUUGUUUUUUGCUCCGCCCAUUGCAUGUGGAAGUUCCUGGGCCACAAUUGAACCUGCUUCACAGUUGGAAUCUGUGUCACAGCUGCAGCUGCACUGGGUCCUUAACCCACUGUGCCUGAAGGGAGCUUCCAGAAAUGUUUAUUUUUAAGCACUCCCUGCAGCCGGCUCCACACUCAUGAGUAUGCAGUAUAUGAAUGGAUUGCUUCUUUUGUGUCCAUUUAAGUCUGAUGGUUUGCUUCUUGAUUUACAUGAUGGGAAAAUGGGCAUAUGGUGAGUAGACAAAAAAUAUUAGAACAUUUUCAGAAUUAUUCAGGUUCAGUUUUCUCGAGCUGUUCAGUACAGUCAUGUGAAAAUAACAGUGUUUCUGAGUUUUCUUUGAAAAAUGAAUAUAUAAAUGGAAACAUUUUUGUUUGAGGCGCUUGAAAUUUUGUGUAUCACCCUCCAAAACUUGUGUUGUUGCUAAUUUGCAUUUGUGGCCAUUUCACUGUAAAAGGGCGGAACUCCACGCAAAUCAUUUAGAUUGAUUUUAACAUUAAAGUUUGAUGAGAACGUUUGUUAUAUACUUCAGCUCUCUGGAUGGACAAGGGAGAAUUCCAAGGUGUUCCAAACACGGUUUGAAGAAACAGGGAAUGUGACUGGCUCGCUGGAGGUUACUUGGUACGGCUUGAACUUUGAACUUGUAGUUUUUACUACAGGAGGGAUCCUUCAGGGAAAAAGUUUGCCCAGAUGGGCACAGUAGGAAGUGGUCGUCCUUCAGGGUAAAGCUGUCACUAGUCAGAUAUCAAAAAUCCAGUGAGACUGAGAAAACACUAGGUGUUUACUCUUGAAAUUCCUGAUUUCUGGGAAAUACCAGACUUACCUUUCUUUCUUUUUUUUUUCUUUUUUUUUUUUUUUUUUUUGCUUUUUAAGGCCACAUCCACGGCAUGUGGAAGUUCCCAGAACAGGGGUCAAAUUGGAGCUACAGCUGCCAGCCACCGUCACAGCCACGUGGGAUCCGAGUCGCCUCUGCAACCUACCCCACAGCUCACGGCAAUGCUGUGUCCUUAACCCCCUGAGCGAGGCCAGGGGUCAAACCCGAAACUUCAUGGAUCCUAGUUGGGUUCGUUAACCGCUGAGCCACAACGGGAACUCCCGUAUUUCUUUUAUUACAGCACACACGCCUUCAUUGCACAAUAUGAUUGUUUUAAAUGUUUGUAACAACUGUUGAACUAAAUUGCCUAAAGUAUUUUUUAGACUAGUUUGAUAAAAGUUAAUAUGUGGUAAUGUUUAUAAAACAUUACUAAGAAAUUUACUAGUAGGACAGCAGUUAUCCAAAGCCCUUAAAAUUUUCAAAUAAAAGUUACGGAAAUUAGGAAUAAGUCACAUAGUUGAUUUUCUACCAUAAUAAGUUUUUUUUUUUUUUUUUUCCCCCUUGGCUGCAGAAGUUCCCAGGUCAGGGAUUGAGCCUUCACCACUUCAGUGACAACACCAGAUCUUUAACCCCCUAUACCACCAAGGAACGCCUGUUUUUGUUUGUUGUUGUUGUUGUUUUGUGGUUUUUUGUUUUUUGUUUUUUUAGGGCUGCACUCAAGGCAUAUGAGAGGUUCCCAGGCUAGGGGUCAAACCCGAGCUGCAGCUGCCAACCUACACCCCAGUGACAGCAGUGCAGGAUCCAAGCCGUGUCUGCAAGGAUCCUUAACCUGCUGAGCAAGGCCAGGGAUCCAACGCAUAACCUCGUGGUUCCUAAUCCUAUUCGUUUCCCGCUGUGCCACUGCAGGAACUCUGGUGUGUUGUUUUUUUAUCUUUUUUGUCCACCCUGCCGCAUAUGGAUUUCCCGGCCGAGGAUCAGAUGCAGCCCACUGUUGCAACCUAUGCCACAGCUGCAGCAAUGCUGAAUCUGUAACCCAGCGUGCCAGGCUGGGGAUUGAACCUACGUCCUGGCACUGCAGAGAUUCUCCCGAUCCUGUUGUGCAACAGCUGUGUCAACCCCGGAUCCUUUAUCCAGUGCACUGCAGUGGGAACUCCUUAUUGCACUUUGUUUUAUUGCCUUCACAGAUAAUCGCAUUUUUGCAAAUUGAGGGCUCCUGGCCA
Messenger RNA from Sus scrofa (pig), 7333 nucleotides. The record is from RefSeq and is a predicted model, not a curated record. NCBI's taxonomy places the organism in Eukaryota, Metazoa, Chordata, Mammalia, Artiodactyla, Suidae.